Molecule: messenger RNA, 1705 nt
Organism: Ipomoea nil (Japanese morning glory)
Lineage: Eukaryota; Viridiplantae; Streptophyta; Magnoliopsida; Solanales; Convolvulaceae
Product: cyclin-D4-1-like
Exons: 5
Coding region: 178-1152 (324 amino acids)
Biological process (GO): mitotic cell cycle phase transition; regulation of cyclin-dependent protein serine/threonine kinase activity
Cellular component (GO): nucleus; cyclin-dependent protein kinase holoenzyme complex; cytoplasm
Molecular function (GO): cyclin-dependent protein serine/threonine kinase regulator activity
Source: RefSeq, a predicted model, not a curated record
UGAGACAAAAAAAAAAACCUCAAUUAACACGCUCUUAAUACUCGUCAGACAAUAUAAAGGUUCUGCAUCUCCAUACAAUAUAUAUAAAGCAUCACCACCACCAGCAUCCCUUAGAAACUUCCGCCGCCGCCGCCGCCAGCUAGCCCCUAUAUAUGAGCAUUCUUUCCCGGCGUCAUUAUGCCGGAGAUCUCACCGUCCAACGCCGGAAUGCAAUUGGAGCCUGUUCCAGAUCCACCCUUCAUUGUUCGGGUAUUCGAGUCGGAGCACAACCACGUGCCCCACCCAGAUUACCGUCUCCAACUUCUCCGUCACCGCCCCGUCCACCUCGCCGCACGCCAGGACUCCAUUAAUUGGAUUCUCAAGGUCCACGCGCAUUAUCACUUCAACCCUGCAACUGCGUUUCUCUCUAUCAACUACUUUGACCGUUUCCUUUCCCUCCACACCUUACCGGUCGGCGGGUGGCCGCUGCAGCUGCUGUCGGUGGCGUGUUUGUCUCUGGCGGCGAAGAUGGAGGAGCCAAACGCGCCGGUGCUGAUGGACUUGCAGCUGUUCGACCCGAAAUACGUUUUCGAACCGAGAACCAUCCAGAAAAUGGAGCUCCGAGUCAUGCACGCUCUCAACUGGCGCCUUCACUCUGUUACUCCUUUUGACUACCUUGAUUACUUUAUCUCCGAGCUCCGUAUUUCCCGGCCGUCGGAUCCUCGCCGCCGGUUUGAAGAUAUUAUUCGCACCUUCUCGGAUUUCGUUCUCAACACCGCCCAUGUGACAGACUUCUUGGGAUUCCCGCCGUCGGUGAUAGCAGCGGCUGCCGUGAUAACUGCCGUUGGAGACGCCAUGGAUAUUCCAGAAAGCUUCUACAAUAGAGUAAAUAAAGAAAAGGUGCGGAGCUGCCACCGGCUAAUGGAGGAGUACCUGGUGGACACGUCUCCCAAAAUUGGGGGAAUGGAGGCGCCGCCGCCGCCGCCGGCUGACGCUUACAGCCCCUGCGGCGUCCUCGACGCGACGGAUUGCGGCAGUUGCGACACUCGCUCCGAAGAUCCCGCUUUAGUUUCCGCCACAUCUUCAGUCGCCGCGCCGAUCGCCGGAGGUGAUCCGCCGCCAGAACUGAAGAGACUAAAACCAUCCACCGCCGAUGUACAGGAAGAACAAUAAUGUCACGAAAUAUUUAAUUUCCAUAUUUUUCUUUACAAAAAACUAAAAAGAAAUUUUGGGAUUCGAAAAUAUUUUUUUUCCACGUCCUCGGGGAAUGCCACGUGUAGGACAAGGUUUGUGCCACGAUGGACUAAUGGCAGAGGUUUUACCGGUAAACCAUGUUUUUAUCUUUUCUUAAUCAUGUGUUAAAUAAAAAAAUGCUCCUUUUAUUCUUAAAAAUUCGUGAAAGGGUGGGAGCGGGUGAUGUCAUCUUGAUUUCACCGAAUGGAAUGGAAUGACGUGGGCAUUGUAUGGAAUGGCGGGAACGGAAAUGAAAGGUUAGAGGUGAUGAGAAGUCGCGUUGUGGAAGACAGCGAGGAUUAUUGAAUCACUGCCGUCCAACUGUAAAGGCAAAGAUUUUCGUGUUGGACGUAUGAAUAAUGAAAUCUAUUGCCCCGGAUUAAUCGGAUCUUAUCCACGUCACUUUCAUUUUUUUAUUUUUUCCUUAAAGAGAAAGGCAAAUAUUGUUGAGGUUAUUGCUUAUAAUAACUAUUGGACUAAGCUUUUGAGUAAA